AUGCAAGCGGAUCCACCUCAACCCACCAAUACAAAUCAAGAAACACCUCAACCAUUAGUCAAGAAGAAAAGAAAACCACCAAGAAGAUUGCCGGUACCUGUACAGCGUAAAGACAUUUGGCGACGCCUCAUGCAAGUUGAUGCUGGUUUAACCAUUGCGGAUUGGUUGUCCAUGGAUCGUCAAGCUUAUAUGGAUAUUCGUGAUGGGUUGCGUUACUUAUAUGGAAGAAAACCAAAGGCUCAAGUUGCUGGUGUACAAGGUGUUGGUGUACAAGGUGCUGCUCCCGUGAAUCUUAUCAACCAAGACUUGUCAAGCGAAGACUCAUGGAGUGAUGGAUCCGACUUUGAGGAUUAUGAAUCGGAGGAUGGCGAAUUUAAUGUGCAUUCAGAAAUUGAUGCAUAUGAUUCCGAUGAUACAGAAGCCGAUUAUCCAUACGAUUAUGCCAAGAUGAGGAAAAGUCGUCCAUUACGUGCUCCGAUUGUGAUCCAUGGUGAAUGCAUUGAUGCCAUUUUUGAUACUGGUGCAAGCGUUUCGGUGAUUAGCAAGAAGCUGGCAGACAAGUUACAUCUCUGUGAUGGUUGCUAG
Molecule: messenger RNA, 585 nt
Organism: Lichtheimia ornata
Lineage: Eukaryota; Fungi; Mucoromycota; Mucoromycetes; Mucorales; Lichtheimiaceae
Exons: 1
Coding region: 1-585 (194 amino acids)
Biological process (GO): proteolysis
Molecular function (GO): aspartic-type endopeptidase activity
Source: RefSeq, a predicted model, not a curated record